Messenger RNA from Pyricularia pennisetigena, 327 nucleotides. RefSeq lists its product as uncharacterized. The record is from RefSeq and is a predicted model, not a curated record. Gene Ontology annotation, biological process: ubiquinone biosynthetic process; isoprenoid biosynthetic process. Gene Ontology annotation, molecular function: prenyltransferase activity. The transcript has 2 exons. NCBI's taxonomy places the organism in Eukaryota, Fungi, Ascomycota, Sordariomycetes, Magnaporthales, Pyriculariaceae. Gene Ontology annotation, cellular component: transferase complex. The coding region runs from base 1 to 327 and encodes 108 amino acids.
AUGGCGCCCACUUCCACCAUACCCGCCAAGAAGAACCUGGCCCGUCCGAGAUCCCCGGCCUCCCUCCUUCACGACGACGUCGUCGACCACUCCAUAUCGCGCCGGCUCUGCCCCUCCGCCAAUGUCGAGUUGGGCAACAGCACGGCAGUCCUGGGCGGCGACUACCUCCUCGGUCUGGAGAUCGUGCGGCGGAGGGACGGCGUCGAGCAGACGGGCAGCCUGGCCAAGGGCUACCGUCGCCAAGCUAUCGCGGCGCUGGGUGCCUUUCGGCACAGCGAAGCCGAGCAGGGACUCGUUGAGAUGGCUCAGCUGAUGUUGCAGCGGUAG